Molecule: messenger RNA, 898 nt
Organism: Onychostruthus taczanowskii (white-rumped snowfinch)
Lineage: Eukaryota; Metazoa; Chordata; Aves; Passeriformes; Passeridae
Product: death domain-containing membrane protein NRADD-like
Exons: 6
Coding region: 209-826 (205 amino acids)
Biological process (GO): Rho protein signal transduction
Cellular component (GO): cell surface; plasma membrane
Molecular function (GO): death receptor activity; nerve growth factor binding; coreceptor activity
Source: RefSeq, a predicted model, not a curated record
GGGGCCGAACCGGGACCUAACGGGGCCGAACCGGGACUGAGCGGAGCUGAACGGAGCCGAACCGGGACCCAACGGGGCCGAACCGGGAGCCAGCGGAGCCGAAGCGAGGCCGAGCGCUGCCGGACGGGACCGGAGCGGCUCGGCUCGGCUCGGCUCGGCUCGGCUCGGCCCGGCCCGGCCGGAGCGGGGUCCCGGGCCGGUGGCGGCGAUGCGGGCGCUGCCGGUGCCGCUGCUGCUGCUGCUGCUGAGCCCGGUGCCGAGGCGGGGCGGGGGGUGCCCCCCGUGUCCCCGCGGUGUCCCCGAGCCCUGCGACAGCCGCUGCCCACCGUGCGCCCGCACGCGGAGCCCCGCGGAGGAGGAGCCGGAGGAGCCGUGCCCGCCCUGCCCGCCCUGCAGCCACGAGGCCACGGCGCCGCUCCCUGAGGGGACCCCGCCGGUGUCGGGGACCCCCCGAGCGACCCCGCCGGCGUCGGGGGCCACCCCCGAGCCCCCCAGGGACAUCAUCCCCCUGUACUGCGCCCUCCUGGCCGGCCUCGUCGUGGGGCUCGUGGCCUACGUGGCCUUCAAGUGCUGGGACACCUGCAGGAAGAAGCGGCAGCUGGACAAGGCGCGGGACGCGGGGGACGCGGAGAAGCUGCGGGGGGACAGCGGCGUGUGCCCGGAGAGCGCCGGCCUGGAGCCGCCUCAGCCCCCGCCCCCCGAGGGUCCCUCCCUGCUCCCGGGGUCCCCGCGGCGCCAGGAGGAGCCGGGAGAGCUGGAGCGGCUCCUGGAGCUGGGAGCGCCCGGCCCCGCGGGGACACCGGGGGACGUCACCUCCGCCGUGUGACACCCCCGGCGACCCCGGGGCCGAUCCCGGCGCUGCUCCCGCUUCCCGAUGGAUUCCUGGGGAAUUUUUUUG